AUGUCAUAGGAUUUAUUAAAAGAAGUAAAGAAAUAGAAUUGUGAAAAGGUUAAGGAGCUAUUAGCUUCUAAGAGAGACAACAUCGACAUAAACUUCAUAGAUAGCAAAACUAAACUAGGAUUUUUGCAUUUAGCAAUAUAAAACUAUGAUUAUGAUACACUUUAAGCUUUGUUAGGUGAUAAACAUGAACAUAAUUAAAUAGAUUUAAAUUUACUGAACGGAGAUGGGCUAACUCCUCUUGCUCUUGCAUCAUCAUUAGGAUAUUUAGAAGGAGUAGAGCUUCUUUUAAAACAAAAAAAUAUAGAUAUUAACUUUUCUCUUAAUUAUGAAGACGGGAGAACAGCUUUUCAUGUUGCUUGUGCAAAUAAAAAUAAUUAGGAAGUCAUUGAUAAGCUAAUCAAAAGAGGUGCUGAUCCUAAUAUUGUUUCCAAAGGAUUAGGUACUCCUCUUAAGAUUGCAAUUGAUGAGGGAGAUAAUGAAAAAGCUAUAUGGCUAAUCCAUAAUCCCAAAGUUGACGUAAUGCUAAAAGAUGAUAAUGAUAAUACAUGCUUGCAUACUGCAGUAGAGGCAGGUUUAGGUGAUUUUAUUAAUUCAUUAUUCCAAAUUUUUUAGGAUAGAAUUUAAGAAAAGCCUUCAACUGCUGAAUUAAUUAAAAGCUUUAUGAACUAGUAAAAUGAUUAAGGAAAUACUUGCCUACAUUAAGCUGUAUUAAGUAACAGAUUAAGUAUAUAAAAGCUUUUAAAAUUAACUGGUGUUAAGUUAGGACUUGAUGUAAACAUUAAAAAUAAGUAAAAUAAAACAGCAGAAGACUUGUAAACAGAAAAAGAAGAAAAGAAAAAGUAGUAAGAAGCAUAAGAAAUGUAAAGAAAAAAUGAAAUAAAAGUAGAAAAAGCACAAGUAAAGGAAGAAAAAAGAAGAAUUGAAAAGCAAGAAAGAGAGCAAAAAAAAAAGGAAGAAGAAAACUUCGAAUAAAUUCAACAAGAAAUGCUUGAAAAGAAAUAGUAAACUAACAGAAGAGCCUUAUUUGUGUUUUUCCUUAUUUUCUUAAUGGUAUUUGCAGGAGUAGUUCUUUUCUUUUAGGCUAAAAAGAAUAUUGAAAAGUAGCCAUAUAUACCUAAACCAAGAACAGACUAUGAUGAUUUCUUGUGA
Messenger RNA from Tetrahymena thermophila SB210, 1149 nucleotides. RefSeq names its product ankyrin domain protein. The transcript has a single exon. Gene Ontology annotation, molecular function: protein binding. The record is from RefSeq and is a predicted model, not a curated record. NCBI's taxonomy places the organism in Eukaryota, Ciliophora, Oligohymenophorea, Hymenostomatida, Tetrahymenidae.